Molecule: messenger RNA, 1146 nt
Organism: Sphenostylis stenocarpa
Lineage: Eukaryota; Viridiplantae; Streptophyta; Magnoliopsida; Fabales; Fabaceae
Source: the annotation of a GenBank genome assembly
AUGUUUCGGUGGCUGUUGAAGCCCAGGUUCUAUUCAAAAUGCUUGUCUUACGUGAAGCUUGUGAAGACUCGGCUAGAGAUAAUACAGAAGAAGAAGAAAGCAGUUCAGAAGUUUUUGAGGAGUGACAUCGCAGAGCUUCUUAGGAGUGGCCUUGAAUAUGAUGCAUACAUGAGGGCUGAAGGGCUUCUGUUCGAGCAGAAAAUGUUAUCUUGCUAUGAACUCAUUGAAAAGUUUGUUGGGUGCAUAUCAGAUCAUGUUGAAGACCUAACUAAGCAGCAGGAUUGCCCUGAUGAAUGCAAGGAAGCUGUGCCAUCAUUGAUGUAUGCUGCUGCAAGAUUUGCUGAUCUGCCCGAAUUGCGUGACCUCAGAACAUUAUUUACAGAGAAAUUUGGGAAUUCUCUUGAACCAUAUAUAAACAAAGAGUUUGUUGAGAGGCUGAGGCGAGAUCCGCCUACAAGAGAAAUGAAGAUUGGACUAUUAUAUGAUAUAGCACAAGAGUUCUCUAUAAAAUGGGAUGGCAACUCUUUGAGAGAAAGACUUUAUACACAGUCGUCAUUAUGUGAAGAGAAGCCUAUGCCUAGGGAAGACUUGAAUAAAUCAAAAGGAAAGGAAAGAAACAACCAACAUCUAGAAAGGAAGGAUUUAAAUGAUGACUCAUGGAUACACCAAAGCAGUAGCAGUGAUGAUGAAACAAGUCUGUCAUCCCUCAAUGGCCGAAAGGGUAGUAGUUCAAGUUCAUUGGAAAGCAUAUCUGAGGAUGAAGCUGAAACCAAGAGGUCAAUUUCUUCCUAUUGGCGCAUUCCACCACCAUACCUCAAACAAAAGACAAACAAAAGUGAUUCAAAGAAAACAACACAUGCUGACAUUGAAGCACCAGAUUCAGGUGGAAUGAAACCAGGCAAAGAAAAACGUUAUCCUUCCCAACAACCAGAACAUGAUACCGGGCAAAACAGAAGGCGUACAAGCUCACAUGUCAGAGGAAAAUCUCUUCCUUCCGAACCCACCACUGCAGUGGUAACAUCAAAUGGGCAUACACGAACCAUUUCCUUGGAAUCAGGAAUGAGGGGUGGUGCAUGGCGUGUGCAUCCAAAUCUACCCGAUUAUGAUGAACUGAGAGCUCGUCUUUUAGCUCUCAGACAGAGAUAA